CCCCCGGGCCCGCGGCCCCGUGCGAGCGGCCGCUCCCGCCCCGGGAGGCCGCCCCAGCGCGGGCCUAAGGCCGCACCGUGGGCGGGCUGCGUGUGCCCACAGCCCGUGGUGUGCUCAAAAUCCCCAAAAACCGCGGAAAUGGUGCACACCUCGUGCUUGGUUCAUGUCUCGAGACGCAGAAAGGCGUGUCUGUCUACGGUAUGGCCCAGUCAACAGACAAAAUGUUGCUGCAGAUGGUAUCCACCGUCAAUAACUCAUCCUUGCUUCAGCCAGGCUUCUCUCUCCUGAAUUUUGAUGGGCAUGUUUUCUUUUUUGGUCAGAAAGGAUGGCCAAAGAGAUCCUGCCCCACUGGUGUUUUCCUCCUCAAUAUAAAGCAGAAUGAGCUCAAAAUGAAACCUGCCUUCUUCUCUAAAGACUCGUGUUACCUUCCCCCUCUCCGCUACCCUGCGCUUUGCACGCUCAGAAGCGAUGCAAGGGCUGAUGAGUACCAGUAUAUCAUCCACGGUGGUAAAACACCUAACAAUGACCUUUCUGAUAAGAUUUACUUUAUGAGUCUGGUAAGCAAAGCUAGCAAGAAAAUGACGUUCCAAUGCAUUGAGAAAGACCUGGGUGGAGAUGUCCCUGAAGCUAGAUAUGGGCAUACAAUUAAUGUAGUUCACAGUCGGGGAAAAAGCAUGAGUGUUCUGUUUGGAGGGAGGUCGUAUACUCCUCUUGAACAAAGAACCACUGAAAAAUGGAACAGCGUAGUCGACUGUUUGCCGUCUGUGUUUCUUAUUGAUUUUGAGUUUGGAUGCUGUACAUCAUACGCACUUCCAGAGCUUCAAGAUGGACUUUCUUUCCAUGUUUCAAUUGCCAGAGAUGACACUAUCUACAUCUUGGGAGGCCACUCACUUCAAAAUAACACCAGGUCCCCUAACUUGUACAAGCUAAAAAUUGAUCUGCCCCUGGGCAGCCCAGCUGUGACCUGCACCAUCCUGCCAGGGGGGAUAUCAGUGUCAAGUGCUAUAGUGACCCAGAUCAGUGACAAUGAAUUUGUCCUUGUCGGUGGCUAUCACUCAGACAACCAGAAACGGCUGGCAUGUAACACCAUAGUUCUGGAAGACAGUAAGAUAGAGAUUGUUGAAAGUGUGAGCCCAGAGUGGACACCAGAUAUUAAACACUGCAGAAUGUGGUUUGGCUGUGAUAUGGGUAAGGGGUCUGUUUUGCUGGGCAUUCCAGGGGCCAACAAACAGAUAAUGCCAGAUGCAAACUACUUCUACAUUUUGAGAUGCAAAGGAGCAGAAGAGGACAAGGAAGAAGAAUUAAUAACACAAAUUUGCAGUCAGACAUCAAGUGAAGACCCUGGAGAUUCUGCUCCAUUUGAAGAUUCAGAGGAGUUUUGUUUUAGUGCUGAAGCCAACAGCUUUGAUGCUGACGAUGCUGAUACUUACAAUGAAGAUGAUGAAGAGGAUGAAUCAGAAACGGGCUACUGGAUCACCUGCUGUGCCAGUUGCAAUAUUGACAUUAACACCUGGGUCCCUUUCUAUUCGACAGAACUCAACAAGCCCGCAAUGAUCCUGUGUUCCAGUGGGGCUGGCCACUGGGUCCACGCGCAGUGUAUGGAUCUCUCAGAGACCAGGCUUCUACAUCUCUCAGAAGCAAAUAUCAAGUACUUCUGCAACAAGCACAUUGACCUUAAUAAAGGGCUACAAACUCCCCAAAAGGUGAUGUGCCUGAAAAAGCCUCCCAUGAAACCAUCGCGCAAAAAGAAAACCAUGAAGUUAUCAACAUCAACCAAAAAGUCCUUUCUUCGGAGACUGUUUGAAUAGAUUUAGAAUAGCCAGAUACUGGUAAACUGUGUGCUGAAUUUUAUGCUAUAACUUACUUCCCAGUAAGUCUAAUGGAACUGCUGGUAGGAUAAGACAUUAUCCCAUGUAGUCAGUGGUGUUUCCAUCUGUCCAUAAAGAACAUUAUAUUGCCCAUUUUAAUUUUUUAUCUUAGUUAGUAGUUCUAGAAAUAUUUGACCUAAUUUAUGGCUGCAUUACUCCAGUUUUAUGUUGGUGUAAUGAAAUAAAAUGAGACUAAUUACUCUGGUUUUAAACAAAAGUAGUGUUUUAAGUCCCUUGUGUCAGAAAUAAUGAAAUAUUCAAAUAGCGAGGGUCAGUUUUCUUCAUGGACUUUCAUUAUGGAAAGCUUACAUAUGGAGCAUUUUAUUCUGGAUAAUUAAUUUUUUUAUUUUGAGAGUUACGGAAUGAUUAUAUGUCAGUUUUGGCUACAGUUGUGGAAUAUCAUCUCACAAUAAAAAUUAAAUUG
Messenger RNA from Cyanistes caeruleus (blue tit), 2292 nucleotides. Lineage: Eukaryota; Metazoa; Chordata; Aves; Passeriformes; Paridae. The record is from RefSeq and is a predicted model, not a curated record.